Sarcophilus harrisii (Tasmanian devil) is the source of this 1734-nucleotide messenger RNA. Its product is annotated as probable E3 ubiquitin-protein ligase TRIML1. NCBI's taxonomy places the organism in Eukaryota, Metazoa, Chordata, Mammalia, Dasyuromorphia, Dasyuridae. The transcript is spliced from 9 exons. The record is from RefSeq and is a predicted model, not a curated record. Gene Ontology annotation, molecular function: zinc ion binding; protein binding. Bases 1 to 1734 code for a protein of 577 amino acids.
AUGACCAAUACUAGCACAGAGGACCCCGUGGAAUCCCUUUUUGAUCAGUUCUCCAAUUCCCUGGUGUAUUCAAUAACCAAUAUAGGAAAAAGAUCAAGGAAAGAAGUAGUUACAUAUCCUGAAUCGACUAUGUCUGAAAAAAGGACUAAAAGGCCUCGGAACAUGGAUGCCAAAAACUGGUUUGAAAGCCUCAAAGUGGAUGCCACCUGUCGCCUUUGCUUGCGCUAUUUUGUUGACCCAAUAAUCAUCCUAUGUGGCCACACCUUCUGCAGGGAGUGUCUUUGCAACUUCUGGAAGAAAUUAAACAUAUCAGCAUUCUGCCCAAUUUGCAAGACAAAGUCUGGACUUACAGAUAUUGUGUACAAUAGGAGGCUGCAGAAUCUGGCUAACAUUAAUAAGAUGCUAAGACCUCAUUUACUGCAGACCAUCAGGGAUCUGCCCAUCUGUGACAAACAUGGUAAAGAACAGACCUUGUUCUGUGAGGAGGACCACAGACCCUUGUGUGGACCUUGCUUUUUAACCACAGAUCACAAGGAGCACAAAGUUCUUCUCCUGGAAGUGGCUGUCAGUCAGUGCAUGGAAAAGCUUGAGGCUACAUGUAAUACUUUAAGAAGCAAGAAGGAAAAAUUUCAAAUGGAAUUGUCAUCGGAGAGAAUCAGAGAGAUAUACUGCAAAGAUGGAGGCUGCGUUCUCCAAAAAUUGGUUAUAUCUGAAUAUGAGAAAAUGCAUCAGUUCUUUUGGGAGGAAGAACAAUUUCAAUUGCAAAUAUUAGACAAGGAAGAAAGAGACUUGAAGAACAAGGAAAGCCUAUUCCAAAAGAUCCUUAAUCUGCUAAUGAAUUCAGAGAAUCAGUCUGUGGAGAGGAUCAAGGCUCAGAAGCAGUCUGUUAAGUCUGAAUUUGAGAAAAAGCACCAGUGCUUGUCAGAGGAAAAAGAGCUGCACCUGCGAAUACUGGACCAACAAGUAAAAGACAACCUGGCAAAAUUUGAGAAGAGCAAGACAAAAAUGAAGCAAAUGAUCAACAAUCUAGAAAUAGUGAUAUUAGAAAUAGAGAAAAAUUAUGACAAGCUUCCUAUUGAAAUGUUGCAGGAUGCAAAAGGCAUAUUGGAAAGUAGUAUGGACCUGCUUCUUCAAGAUUCUAUCAUUGCUUCACCCAGAUGGACCAUGUAUCCCAUCUCUGGAAUGAAAGAAAUGUUGCUGACUUUCCACAGGAAUAUAUUUCUGGAUCCUAAAAUAGCCAAUCCUCAUCGAAUCCUGUAUGAAGAUUUGCAUAAUGUUACAUAUAAUUCUGUCCCACAGGAUGUACCUGAUAACCCACAAAGAUUCGACUUUAUUCUUUGUGUCUUGGCUGACCAGAAGUUUACUUCAGGGAAACAUUACUGGGAAGUAGUGGUGGAGAAUAAAAAGUUGUGGGAAGUGGGCUUCUGUACCCUAAUGAAUAGAAGGAAGGGCAAUGUCCAAAGGUUUUAUGGAGAUAAAUUUACCCUUGUACACUUCACAUGUAAUGAUGAGUUUUGCUUGAGUUGUUUAUAUCAAAAGGUUCCUUUAAGCCAACCUCUUCAUAAGGUGGGCAUUUUCCUUGAUUAUGAAAGAGGGCACAUAGCAUUUUACAAUGGAACAGAUGGAACUGUAAUUUAUAGUUUCUCAAAUGAGAAUUUUCAAGGUCCCCUUUACCCUUAUUUCUCUCCUUGGUUUCCAAACGGGAAAAACACCUUUGGACCUCUAUAUGUCUGA